UAAACUUUUUAGUUUUAUGCUAGUGUCCUAAAUACUUUUGUUUGAGUGAGAUAAUAACCAAACAUGGCAUCACUUGAGCCACUUAAUCACUUGGGUAAACAACCUGUCAGUAAAUUAUCUCUCAAAUACUAUAAGUACAUUGUGUCUGCAUUGAUCAUCAAACACCCAGCUGUUUUAAUUCCAAGUUUCUGUACUUAACAUGAAUUGCUGUUUAUUACAAAAAAAAACAUUCUUGCUACAUGGUGCUUCUUAUUUGCUGGAGAAACAGAACAACUGGUUCACAAAAAUCUCUUGGUUAUUGGUUAAAAGCCACAGCUUCCAGCAACUGGUGAGGAAAAAUAAACUGGCUUCCUUCAGGCUUUCGGGGACUUCACUUACUACAAAGAGAGAUGCCAUCUAUAGGUCCGAAGGCUUCUCAUUCACAACCACAAACUGUUCACCUAUCUCGGAACCAAUCACAUGGUUUUUGUCAGGCAGAAGACCUUUGUUAUCAACAACUGAUUAUCACUUCUCAGACCAAUGAGCUACUUGCUGGCCAGAUUGGCUGACACAAAGGAUAUUUGCAAAAUCUGUAAUUAACCUUCCCCCACUGCUUUAACAAGUAAUACUGCAAAUGUCACUCCCAAAGAGUGUAGUAACUUGCUUUUUGAAGGUGCAGUAAUCCCUUUGUCAAACCUUGGUCUUUUUUUAAUCAGUCCUUUUCCCAUAUCAGUCUGCAGUCAAAAAUACAAAAAUGAAAAAGGAACCUAGCCAAGGGAAUAAAACAAAUGCGGGAAAUAUUAAGAGCUAUGGAAACAAGACCCACACAGAAUUUCAGAAUGACAAUAGCCAAACAACUGGCUGAGGUACUUCUACGAAACCUGUGUGAGGACAGUUAUUGGAAUCCAUUUUCAGAGCCACCUCCUGAUCUGCUCAAAAAUGAGAAAAGUGACCCUUUUCAGAUCACACUAACCACUGGUCCUCAACUGUAUCAAGGAGACAAUCUCUUCUGCCCAGAGGACAUUGUUGAAGAAGCACUCCUACUUCUUCGUAUCAGUGAGUCAAUGGCAAAUCGAGAUGGUGUAAUAAGUCGUGCGCCAGACCAGAGAGAGGACCGCAACAUCAGCUUCCAGAAUGCCACUGCCUUGUAUGAUCUCUUGAGCAUAACUAUGGGCAGAAGGAAGCAGUAUGAAAUGCUCUCAGAAUGCUUGGAGAGAGCAAUGAAGUUUGCAUUCGAUGAAUUUCACCUGUGGUAUCAAUUAGCACUUUCAUUGGUCGCUUGUGGCAAGUCAACUAGGGCCGUGUCCGCUCUUAGAGAAUGUGCAAAUCUCCAACCCAGUGAUCCAAGUAUACCACUCAUGGCUGCCAAGGUCUGCAUUGCACCUUUACACUGGCUUGAACAAGGAAAGUGGUUUUGCAAGAUUGUAACAACCAUGGGAGAAGAAGCGGGUGAAUUUCUCAGCAAGGGUUAUCUGGGCCUAGGGCUGGUCUACAGUCUCCAAGCUACAGAUGCUCCGCUAAGGAGCACCCGAGAUAAGCUCCACAAGAAAGCAUUGAAAGCUCUCAGAAGAGCUCACAGUUUGGAUAGUGAAGAUCAUCGAAUUGCUCUAUACCUUUCCUUGCAGUUGGCGUUCAACAGACAGAUCUCUGAAGCUAUUGAACAAUUACAAGUGGCACUUAAACUCAGGAAUGAUGACAUGCAUUCUCUCCAUUUGCUGGCGCUUCUGUUUUCUGCCCAAAAACAUUAUCAACGUGCUUUAGAGGUCAUCAACAUGGCAGUCAGUGAAUAUCCAGAAAACUUCAGUUUAUUUUUCACUAAAGUCAAACUUGAAGCAGUUCAUACAGGACCAGAGGAAGCUCUUGAAACCUGCAGAAAUAUGUUGAAUUUGUGGCAGACAACCCACACUGCACAGUUCAGUGAUUGUGACAAAGAAAGCAGUAUGACUGAAAAACAGAGCACUGUUCGGAGUAGUUUGGUUGAGGGUGCGGCAACUGAAAAGCGAAACACUGUUCAUCUCAGUUUUCCUGAUUUUCAUGAGGCUGAUGCAGGUUCUCUGCGUGUCCCAUCAAUUGCUGCUUCCCGAAUGGAACUGGCCAUGUCUGAAAUAUCUGCACAGAGCACUGCUGUGAAACAUGCCCCCAAGCAACUGACCAUUAUUCUGGAGCAGAUAUGGCUGCAAGCAGCUGAACUUUUUCUGGAACUACAAAGGACCAAAGAAGCUUCCUUCUGCAUCCAAGAAGCAGCAAGUCUUUUCUCCAUGUCGCAUGAUGUGAUAUUCAUGCGUGGGAGGCUAGAAGAGAUGAGAGGCAAUUUGAGAGGAGCCAAGCACUUUUAUGAUGAGGCUCUUGUUAUAAAUCCAAGAAGUGCGAAGAUCAUGGAACAAUUGGGAAGGGCACUGCACAAAAUGGGCCGGAAUAGUUUGGGAGAGACGUUUCUGAGAGAUGCUGUUCAGGCUCAGGCAACAUCCCACAAGGCCUGGAACAGUUUGGGGGAGGUGCUACAAGAUCAAGGGAAAAAUGAAGAUGCUGCAGAAUAUUUCCUUACCGCAUUAGAGCUGGAAGCCAGCAGUCCCAUUGUUCCAUUUGCUGUCAUACCGAGAGAGCUUUGAGAUCAGUCAUGUGGGUCAAAUUGUAUGUUUUCCAAAGAUUUAAUUUGUUGACUCAUUGAGCAGAAAUCAGUUGCAAAAUAUCCAGGACAAUCAAUUCAGACUCCUUUUAACCAGUUUCCUAUUCGCUGCAAGUUCACAAUGGCCUCCGUCAUGUCCUGCCAGAUCCUACUAGAAUCGGACAGAGUUUUUCCAUUCACAGCAAUUCUUAUGAGACACAUUGUGAGACAUUUGUGGAGCCAGUACCUUACACGGAAUAGUAUCCAGAGCGGGGCAUCAUUAUUCCACAGCAGAUGUAGUGGCAUCUUUCCAGAAUAGCCUGAGAUUGUUUACUGCAUGAAGGAGCUGAGAUGGAUUGCCCUCAAAUGGCAUGUACAUUGCAGUAUUACUGUUCUUAUUCCCUUCUCCCUGCACUGGAGAUCAGCCUUUCAUUGAGAGAGUUAUCAGGGACCCUCAUGCCGCAUGAUGUAAUCACUAUUAAUAAUUUUGGCUAAAUCACUGCAGGUUAACUCAAAAUUCUUCAUUGAAUUUGUCAAUUUAUUUAAGAUCCUCAGGAAUUUUUAAUUUAGAAAAUGUGUAUUUUCUACAUGAACAGUUUCAUGAGACACAGAAUUUACUACUGUAAUAUUGACAUAUGUCGAUUUGUCUGAUCAUUAUUUAAGUGUGUAGUUCACAUUGCUGAGCCUUUUGGUCAGCUCUGCAGUACUUCAGCAAUGACUUGCCCUUAUUGGAUAAUUCAAUCAUCUUUUAUUUUACAACAGCCAUUGUUCAAUAUCUUACAGUGAUUGUAACAAGGUUAGCCAAAUGGGCAUCAUAGAAUAUGAGUUUCCUGAUUGGACGAGAUUAACAGCCCCAAUAAGGGAAUCCUGGCUGACAGGUAUAAUGGGUAUCUAAGGUUCUGUUCAGUCUGAGAGCUGGCUCUGAGGAAGCCAACCAGUGUGUAUUAUACUUGUGUAAAUCAAGGGUGACUUGAUGACGGGAAAACAGCCUCUGUGGACUUAUUGCAGUGAUAAUGAGAGAAAAAAAAAUGCUCCUGAAGAAAUUCAAUGGCAACAGUCAUCUUUUGAGUUGGGCUUAGCCUUUCUGGCAUCAUGCCUUUAUUUGGGAAGCUUAACUCAUUUGAUCCUGCCAUCAAAGACUGGGCCUAGUAUGUGGAAAGAAUGUGUUUUUUUUUGGGAAAAUGACAUUGGGGCAGAUGAAAAACAAUGAGUAAUUCUCCUCACGGUCAGUGGAAUUGCAGCUUUUCGGUCAUUAAGAGCCUCAUGUUUCCGGAGGCACCAGAUACAAAACCUUUCAAGAGUUGAGUAUUUAGUUAAGGAAUAUUACACCCCAGGUCCAGUCUAUAUCUGAGAUGCUAUCGGUUUUACUCAGCAAUUUAAGAACGAGGGGAAUCUGUAUUGGGAUUUUUGACAAGGUUAAGAUGAUGGGCAGAGGCAUGUGACUUUGGUUUAACCCUUAAUCAGAUCUGAGAGACUGUUUGGUAUAUGGGUUUAAUGAUGGAGCCGUGCAAAUGCACUACUAAUGAAGCCCAAUUGGACUUCAAACAGGCACUACCACUGGCUUUAUCAUCAGAAAGGGUAACAAGUGGAGCAAAUGAGUUACAGGGUGUGCCGAUAGAAAUGAAGACCCUCACCAGGCCAACUGAACACCACUUGAGAGAAUGCAGUUGCAUAGCCUCACUCAGGACAUAUCCUGAACAGAGGGACUCAAAGUCAGCCCACAGCAAAACCGGAAAACAAAGCCAAGCCUUGGCCAAAUGGUUAAAAUUUUCUUAAGGAUCUUGUCAUUGUAGUUGCUGUCAGUAUGCGGACUUGAGACAGCAAAAGAGUCCCGAGAGACCGAAAUUGAGGAAGAGAACUUAUAUGCCGGUAUCUGUGGAGAGUGCGCACCCUGGAAAGUCCACCUACAUCUGACUUGGAACAGUUAAAUUGCUUAGCAACAUCCAACUCAGAACCAAUCAAAAUUAACGCCUGCUGAAUGUUCACUGGUUCUAUAUGGAGGUUGAUACUUUUAUGGCUGUAUCAGUGAUUGCAGACCCAGUCAAUGACAAAAUUCACUCUCGUCUCCAAUCCUUAAGUUUGCAUAAGAUCUUGGUUUACACCAUCACUGAAGAACCUUUACAGAUUAAGGGUACACCUUCGGUUCCAGUCUUGUAUGAGAAGCAGCUGGUUCACUUACCACUGAUGGUAGUAAAAGGCUCGGCCUUGGGAAACAUUUGCCAUGGGUGGCUCACCAUUUUUUGAUUAGAAACUGCCUGAGUGAAGUUCUAAUUAAAUAUCCAAAGGCUUUUCAGCAAGGUCUAGGGAUUAUUAAAAGAGCCAAGGCCAACUUGCAUGUUGACCAGGAAGCAGUUCCAUGAUUCUGCAAGUCCCAAAGCGCCAUUUGCCUUACUUGCAAAAGUAGAGGCAGAAAUCAGAAGGCUGGAAAGUGAAAGGAAUCAUCAAACCAAUCCAGUUUGCAGAAUGGGUAAUUGUGCCAAUUGUGAAGCCUGAUGCCUCCGUUCACCUCUGUGGAGAUUUUGAACAAAUGAUAAACCACUUCUCACAGUAUAAUAAGUAUUUAAUGCUUCCCAUAGAGGAUUAUACACAUCGCUGAAAGGGAGGCCAUCUUUUACGAAGCUGAUCAUGAGCCAUGUGUACUUCCAAUUGCAGUCAGAUCAGGAUUCCCAGAGGUACACUACAGUUAAUACCCAUAACAUGUUGGACCAAUUUACAAGACUGCUAUUUUUCAGCGGACAAUAGAGAACAUUUUCAGGGUCUACCCCAGGUCGCCAUUUAUCUGGAUGACAUGCUAAUAACAGGGAAGACCAAUAAAAAGCAUUUAGAGAACUUGGACAUAGUCCUUAGAUGUUUUUGCCAGGAGGGUGUACACCCUAGAAGGGAAAAAUGUGUUCCAGGCUCACCAAGUGACGCACUUGGGCUACAGAGUCAACAAGACAGGAUUUAGAUCCAUUGGAAGAUAAAGUGAGGGUGAUCAAAGGUGCCCUGGUUCCCACUUCUGUACCAGAGCUUAGGUCUUUCCUUGGGCUGGUAAAUUAUUACAAGAGGUUCAUACAUCAAAUGGCCUCCAUUCUGGCACCCAUACAUCUGCUAUUGAAAAAAGGUAAGCCUUGGAAAUAGUCUCAUAGCCAAGACAUAGCCUUUAGGGAAGUGAAGAAGCAGCUAUCAUCAUCCAAGGUGUUGACACACUAUGAUCCCAAGCAGUACUGGGGUAGUGUUGGCCCAUAGAUGGUAUAAUGGAGAGGAACACCUUAUAGUGUAUGCUUCCCAGACUUUGGCUAAUGCAGAACGCAAAUGCACCCAGGUAGAGAAGGAGGGUUUGGUGGUCAUCUUUGGUGUGGAAAUGUUCCAUGGUAACAGACUACAAAUCCAUUCUAGGGCUACUCAAAGAAUACGAGGUUGUAUCUCCCAUAGCUUGAGUUUGAAUUCAGCAGUGAGGUCUCACUCUACGUGUAUACAGUUACAAAUUAGAACAUCAACCAGGAGGCCAAUUAGCAAAUGUCGAUGUCUUGAGCUGCCUCUCUCUGGCAGAUGCAUCACUGGUACCUCCCCUGGAAGAGUCUAUUUUGGUUUUAAACUUUUUGGUACCCUUCUGGUCACCGCUGACAAUGUCAGACUGUGGAUGCGAAAUGAUCUGGUCCUGCCAAAUCAAACCAGCUGAUGAUGAUGGUGGGGGAAACAAAGGGCCAUAACAACCAGAAUUGAAACCUUUCUGGACCUAGUGAGACUGAAUCACAGUAGAAAACAGAAUAUCAUUAUGGGGAACAAGAGAGAUUGUCCUGAGCAAAGGUCACUGCCUGAUCCUGACUGGAUUCCACCAGGGUCUGCGGGAGAGGGGGAGGGGGGUGGGGUUGCAAAAUGAGGGUGUUUGUGAGAAGUUAUGCCUAUUGGUCAGGAGUGGAUGCAAACAUAGCUGCGUUAGUGUGGCAGUGCUCAGAGUGCCAACCAGAACAAAAAUUACUGCCAGCAGUGCCCCACAUUUGUGGGAAUGACUGAGUAAACCCUGGACUCGGUUACACGUCAACUAUGCUGGUCCUUUCUUGGACUAAAUGUCCUUAGUCAUUGUGGACGCCCACUGAAAGUGGUUGGAUGUGCACAGAGUUCAUUCAUCAAACGUGGGGACAGCAUUAGAAAAGCUGCGCACAUCCUUUGUCACACACAAGCCUCCCGAAGUGUUGGUCUCACUUACCACCAGGGAAUUUCCGUAUUUCCUAAAGUCAAAUGGCAUUCAGCAUGUAAGGACAGCUCCAUACCAUCCACUAUCCAAUGGUCUGGCAGAAAGAACUGUCCAAACUUUGAAGGCAGGCUUGAAGAAACAGUCUACAGCUUCACCCCUAACGCAACUACAGGGACAGCUCCAGCAGAGUUGCUAAUGAGGAGAAGACUUUGCACCAGGUUAAAUCUGAUCUUCCCAAACCUUGGGGUGAGGUGCAACAGCAUCAGAAGUACCAAUGCCAGACACAAGACUCCUCUUGGUGAGAGAGAUUUCAGACCAAGUUUGGUGCUGAAACCACAGAAAUGGGAAAGAAACAUGGUCAACACGAGGUCAGGUCCCAUGACAUGGGACGUUCAGGUAGGUGAGGCAGUCCUGAACAAGCAUGGACCACAUGAAAGCUGCAAAUUUGCAAACAGGUCAGGAGCAAAACAUACCCGGCACCUCAGAAGAGCUGGAAGGGCUGUCAGACACAUGGGUUCUCCUCCUUCACCUAGCAUCAAAGAAACCUCAGAGUUUGAGGUGGACACAUCGGAUGGUGCAGCCUUGACACCUUUACCAUCUGAAGAAUAGGAUGAAUUUCUUCCAAGAUGCUCUGGGCCCAAGAGGUGGGUCAUGGUACGGUACACGAGGCUGAGUCAGAGGAACUGGAUCUGGUGUGAAAACACCUAGGAGUAGCCACAAGAGAAAGAACAGGCCUACAUCCCCAGACUCAGAGGGAGAGGGAUGUAGUGAUUGUAAUGAGGUCAGCCUGGUCAAUCUCAUAGAGCUGUUAAUCUGGUGCAAUCAGGGAGCACUGGCUGACAGAUAUAAACAGGAAUGUCAGAGGUUCUGUUCACUCUGAGAGCUAGCUGUGAGGGAGCUGGAGCAGUGUCAAGGACUGUGCACGUGUAUAAAGGGUGAUUUCGUAACAGGAUAUCGGCCUCUGUGGAGUUAUUACAUAUCUUGUUCCUGAUUUUAUUAUUCCCAACCUGAGUUAUAAUGUAAUACAGGUUGUUCUGCUAUAACACGCACUUCGUUAACCCGAAUUUGCUGUAACACUAAUGGCGAAUUGGGGACACUGUUUCUACCGCACGGAUUUUUCAAACAUGUAUCAGCAACAACACAAUUCCAGCCACAUGAGUUUUAAAUGAUGUGGCUAUUGCGCGAUUUCCUUAACACAAAAUUGCAUGAGACUGGAAUUAUUGUGUUAUACCAGAACUGACUGUACCUUAUAUGGUUUUCACAAUGACAAGACUUAUGUGAUUUCUUUUACAAGAACACAGUAUUGCACAUGGCUUAGUCAUGGGGAAGUUACAUUGUUGGUACUACACUCAGACUGCCCGAAUAGCAUACUAAUCUUCACUUGACUUCCUGAAAGUCUAAUGAUUUCAUCUUUAAGGCAGUCCUGCAGUACCAGUGGCUGACUGCGCAACAUUUAUUUUACGUGCGUCUGUGUGAUACAGAAACACUGUCUCCUAACAAUGCUUCCAAAUCAUGACAGUAUACAAUUCUUCAUAAGGGUACUUAUCAUUUAGUAAAUCUAUGCACAUAUCCUCAUACACGCCUGCAAAUGUUAAUAUUAUGACCAGUGGAAUUUAUAUUUGAGAGUAUUUAAUGUUGAAGAAUAUGCUAAAACACUGCCAAUUGCCUCUGGGUGGGUUUGAACGCAGCCAAAGCUGGCCAAUAAUUUUGCCUUUCUUGUAAUUAAGAAGAAUAUGCUAAAUGGAAAUAACACACCGAAGUAGGAGGCAUUUGAAUAUCGAAAACAAAUUCAGAAAAGAUGAGAUACCUGUCACACCCCAGAGAAUUGCAACAAUAGACGUCACCUCAUAGUUCUCAUGCUUAGGGGAUAUUUAUAUAAAUUUAAUAUCUGUUCGUAAUACAGGGGAAGCACUGAAUUGCGCUACUUAGCCACACCUUAAUCACUAUCUGUUUACUGGAAAAAAAACUUUAAAAUGUUUAUUGAGUAAUAACUGACAAAUCACAAUCUCUGGAUGACGGAAAGGGAAGUAGCAGUGGAAACAGGAAAUUAAAACUGUCUGAUUUGACCACUGUGCUCCGAGGUUGCUUAGCAUCAGCUAGCGAUUUUUUGUUUCAAAUACAAUUGACUGUUGAUUUGUGUGAACUCACAUAGGCAACCCAUGCCACAGUAUGGGUUUCAUUUUGCGCCAGGAGCUGAGAAGGUUUAACCUCAUUCUAUUUCACCAUAUUAAGCAACAACUUGAACUAUUACUGUGAGUCAAGGAAUUUCCUGGUGUAAUUUUGAAUGCGUAUAAUUAGCUCGUCUCAGGGGACACUUUCAUAGUUUUGGGACCUGUUCAUUGAUAUGAUCAAUGGGGUGGAUUGGUAAUACUGUGCAUUAUAAAUGUUUUCCCUAUAAUGUAAAGCUAACUACCACCAAAAAUAAUGCAUUGAAAAAAAACCCCUCAGUGUAGUGAAGCAGCACAAAAGCUUUGCUCCUGCUGUAGAUUUGCUGAACUGUGUGAGCUGGUUUUGCUGUGAGUCUGUCCUGUUUACAUUGCAGUGUGAUUUCACAUCACUGGCUGCAGCACAAACAGAAUUACGUUCAUGCAGUUGCUCAGUGGUUGUAUUUGCACCUGUGGAGUCUUCCGUAAUGUGAAAAAAAGGUGUGAACCGUCUAGAAGUGUGAAAGAUACAAAUUUCAAACUCAGGCUAGCAAAUCUUGUAGCACUCAGUCUGAGCAAGUCCAGUCAGUUUCAUCUUAGCCCUGUACAGUAAUUGGCUGUGAGAGACUCUGAGGGUGCUGGCAUGGCUGCAAAGUAGUAAGGAAAAUUUUCAUGAAAUAAUUUUAUCACUGAACUUGUCCAAACUCCAAAGCAUGAAGCUAGAUCUUUUCUGCCAAUUAAAAAGCAGCUGAUCAGAUUCACUAUAUUACAGAUUCACUUGAAAAACAGUUACUGGUCAUGGAUACUUACAAACACAGGUCUUUGGAUCACAUAAUGUAGAGUUAUUUCUUUCGGCUUCCCUUCUGACCCAGCCAUAAGCCUAUUGAAUGGCAGAGCAAGCUCAAGGAACCGAAUGGCCUCCUCCUGUUCCUAUUGCUUAUGGUCUUAUUUCUUCAGCUGGUUCUAAAUGUCUGUUAAUUGUAAGAUUUACUAUUUAUAAGUUAGAGCUAUAAUUUUGGGAAGGUGAGAUAUAAAAUUCAACUGAGCUAAGGGGACUGAUUUUCAGAAUUUAGUGGGAGAUAAGGAAAUGGGCCUUAUUUCAUUUUCAUCUAAGUUCAUGCCUUACAUAUGCCACUUAGCAUAGUAGUUACAUUUGAAUUACUGAAAGAUUCUAAUUUAAUCUGGAGAAAAAAAUUUAGCUAUGAGCCCGGUUUUGUUUCUAAUUCCAUGAGUUUAUCUUAAAUCAUAGCUCAUAUCAGUAGCCAAUCAGCAAAAUUCAUUAACCGUUAAGAAAUUUGUGAUCAUUUAAAAGAUCCAAAUGGACUAUUCUGAAAUGCUGGGAGGAGGGGACUGCUUCUUCAGUAAUGGAUAAUGAUUAUUGUGGGCAUUCACCAAGCUGAUAAUCUUGCACAUUUUAUUUAGGCGAUGGAUUGUAGUAGACUUAAAUAGAAGUGCUCCAGUGUAGAUGUUCUAUGGUUCACUUACAAACUGCAGAAGGAUCAGCUGAUGUGAAGAUUUAUGUUUCUCAUAUCUCUUUCCCAUUUGUUAAGAAUCAACUGUAUUUUUAGAAAUUCUUUUUAAGGAAAACUGUCAUUUCACUUCAUUACAGUUCACAUUAAUUAGUUCACACUCACAUGGUACUCUUUCACUCAGUGUCAGACACUCUUUUGCAUUGUCCACAAUUAAUGACCAUCUAAAGUUUGUCGAGACUAAAAACAGCAUUUUAAUUUUUCUUAAUUGUAACUUGGUGACUAGCGGUGUCAGUUUAAAGAUCAAUUGAUGCUAUGAAAUAGCAUCCUUGCCUAUGCCCCCACAGUCUUUUGAACAGUGACACAAUAUUUACUUGGGUUUCAGUUUCACGUUUCCCACACAGGGUGUAAGUUGUCCAGAAUCUGCAGCAGGAACUCAGGCGGCUCAAUUAUUAAUUCACACUGUGCACCAGUCUAGAAAGUACUACUGGCUUGGCACAUUGCAAAAGUGACUUAUGCCAGGGGAGAUGUAUGCUGAUAUUUUCUUCCAACCACUUGAGACACUUUGUCCUAUAAAUCUUUUAUGUCUGUGCCUCAGAAAAAUGUAUUUGAAAUAGCACUUGAUUCAUUUACUGUCGAAGAUACCAUAUCUUUAGAGAUCUCAUAUGCAGUAUUAAGUAAUUUAUUUUAAAUAUUCACUUUAUUUCUGGGAAAGGAAGCUGAUUUUUAAAAUUUUAGUUUUACAGUGAAGAUACCAAUGUUAAAUAAUUAAAUGAACCUGUGUCAGAGUACAUGUUUGCAUAAUACAAAGAUGAUAUUUACUUUGUCAUUAAUAAAUGGACUUCAGCUUGUUAGUUUUAUAAUAUGCUCAGUGCACUGAAUUAUAGCAAAUGAGUAAGACUCCGACACAUAAACUCACCCAAAAUCUAUUAAAUGUUAUCCUGUAAACACAGUCUAUUAUCUUGUUUGUAAAUGCAUUCUAUCAUGUAAUAACAUGAAUUUUAGGGCUUAGAGAAACCUGUUAUCUAAAAUCUUCCAUGCAUUGCCAUUCAAGGGCUAGUUAAUGUGGUUAAUGUCUUAGUUAUAAAUUAUUUUAAUGGUUUCAGCGUAAUUAUUUUGUGCAGUACAUCUAAUGUGUCAGGGAAUAAAAUGGUUGAGCUAUGCAAAUCAGAAUUUUUCCUCCAUCACUUUGAGGAUAAAAUGGCUGGACUUUCAGAUAGCAUUGUGUUUCAUGAUGGGGCCAUUAGCACACUGAUAUUGUGUGCCACUCAGUUGCUGGGUGCAGCUCAGGACCUGCAAUUCUUCACAUAGCAAGUAUCUGACUUUGAUUGUCAGAUAUUUAGAAGGUUUAAGGCCACUCUUGAUCAUAGCUGACAGUUGGAUUUGAAUGACAUUAGCAAUUUUCCACCUUGCCAGUCAAGCAUGCUUGUAGAGUAGUGUGUGAUACUAGAAGGGCUACAUUGUGAGAUGGAAAUAUACAUUAAAGUGAUUCAAAACAUGUAACAAACUCAUUAUUUGUAAAGGCUACCUGCAUCUGAUUUGAGUGAUUGAAAGCUGAUGUAGCCUUUGUAUAACAAGAUCCAAAUUACCAUGGUUCAAAUAACUGAGGGCCAUUACAGUCCUAACCUGGAUAUCUAGUGGCAACGUGACUCAACUACAAAUGUAAAGAUUGCACAUUGUAAUGUUUGAGUUAUGUUCUUGAUUUUUGCAAAGUGUGACUAUCAGGUACAAUCAUAAUGUAGGCAGUAAAUUGAGUAAUAAAUUGCUUUGUGUGUGAA
Molecule: messenger RNA, 12152 nt
Organism: Chiloscyllium plagiosum (whitespotted bambooshark)
Lineage: Eukaryota; Metazoa; Chordata; Chondrichthyes; Orectolobiformes; Hemiscylliidae
Source: RefSeq, a predicted model, not a curated record